GCGGUCGCAGCCAUGACCGCCCGGGUGUCGGUCGGACGCGUGCUCAAAGACACCGGCCGCCAGUACUGGGGCCGCACGGGCGUCGGCGGCCUCUCCAACGCCUACAGCGCCGAUUGGCGACCGCAGCGGCUCAUCUGGCUAGUGCUGUUCGCCAUCGGGCUGGUGAUGACGGUGAUGGACGUGGUGGACGUCAUCGAGGACUACUACGCCUUCCCGCACAGCACGCAGAUGGAGGUGGUGUACGACAGGUCGGCCAACUUCCCGGCCGUCACCGUCUGCAGCCAGAGCAAGAUCGACUGCCGCCGCCUGCUCAGUACCGCGCUCAGCGAACCCGACAACGGGCACAUCAGCAAACUCCUCAAGUCGUUCCGCUGUUUGGAUCCUAGUGGGCUGCAAUGUCCAUACAUAUGGUCAAUAGUGGCUGGUACUGUAACGAGAAGCUGGCUAGCAGACAAGUCUGUUUCUUGCCUGGAAUGCGAACAGUGCGAAACGCUACAAGAGCUGCUAGAAAUGCUUCGCCGAAAAGGUGGUGGAUCAGAGAUGGCCGAAGACCUUGAUUGGGUGUUUGGCUUUAUUGGAUGCAACACGACCUGCCCGCAGCCGAAAACGUUUACCGGUGGGGUACUGAGGUCAACAGGCGAUACCGACGGAACGGCAGCAUCGGCAGGCACGACGGACGAUGGAACGGCUGGAUCAACGGACACUGCCAAUGAUGGAACCGCUGGAUCAACGGACACUGCCAGUGAUGGAACGGCUGAAUCCAAAGACACUGCCAGUGAUGGAACGGCUGGAUCAACGGACACUGCCGGUGAUGGAACGGCUGGAUCAACGGACACUGCCGGUGAUGAAACGGCUGGAUCAACGGACACUGCCAGUGAUGGAACGGCUGGAUCAACGGACACUGCCAGUGAUGGCACGGCUGGAUCAACGGACACUGCCAGUGAUGGCACGGCUGGAUCCAAAGACACUGCUAAUGAUGGAACGGCUGGAUCAACGGACACUGCCAGUGAUGGAACGGCUGGAUCAACGGACACUGCCGGUGAUGAAACGGCUGGAUCAACGGACACUGCUAAUGAUGGAACGGCUGGAUCAACGGACACUGCCAAUGCAGACACUGCAGCUGGAUCAACAGACAACACCGAAAGUGGAACAGCGAAAUCAGCAGACACUGCGGACGGUGGGGUGGCUGGGUCAACAGACAACACCGAUGUUGUGGCACAAAAGCUGCGGAGGAAGCGAGCCGUCAUCGAAGCGGAGCUACAGGAUUCAAAUGAUCCAAGGUCUCGCGUGAGGAAGCUAGAUCCGGGUGAUUUCAAAGCGAGCAAGGCAUACGACGAAGACAUGCACAGAUUAAACGAGUUUAUGAUGCUGUCGGAAGCUAAAAGAAUAAGGAUUGGCAUAGCUUGGGAAGACUUCAUCAAAGAUUGUACUUACCUGGGCACGUCAUGCAAAGAUGAACUCCUGUUUCGAACCACAUCUUCAGCCGAGUACGGGAACUGUUUCACGUUCAACUCGAACGUGACGGAGACCUCCGACCCCUUGGCCGGGGAGCGUGUUACUGGUCUAACGGGACAGCAGUACAGCCUGGACCUGCUGUUGGACCUGAACCACCACACGUUCCCGCCGGUGACGGCCACGAAGGGGGCGCGCGUGCAGGUGCACCAGCCCGACCAGCAGCCGGAUGUCGAGGACAGCGGGCUCAGCGUGAUGCCCAACGUGGCCACCUCGAUCGCCAUCGAACAGUUGACGAUUCAAAGGCUGCCAUACCCAUACAAGUCCCAAUGCAUCACAGCGUGGACGGACGCAGAAUAUGUGCCCGUGCCACCCACUGAUGAGGACGUCAAAGAAAGCUACUCCACUACGCGCUGUCAGAAGAUGUGCCUGCAGAGUCUGUUUAUUGAGCGCUGCGACUGUCAGCACGCGAAAUAUCCGUCGCCGUUAACGUUCCGCAAACACGGGAAGCCGCUUUUGGAGAGAAUACGGCCCUGCCUGCUCACAGUCAAAGGGAACGACACCGAGUGCACCAACUCGAUCCAGCAGAAGUUUGACAACGGCGACGUCACCUGUCACUGUCCGUCGGCCUGCUUCGAGAGGUCCUUCAACACGUUCCAGUCAAUGGCCGAGUGGCCGCGGGACGUCUACCUGAUCGAAGCGGCCAGUCAGAUGGGUAUCGACAUCAGGGGACUGACACCUGAUUCCCGGAAAGAGCUGGCCUCCAACAUACUCGAGAUUAAAGUGUUUUUCAAGACUCUUAACACUGCGGCUCUCACCCAAUCCGAGUUUUAUACGUAUAGUUCCUUCUUCAGCAGCCUAGGAGGUGCCAUGUCACUUUACCUGGGCAUCUCCAUCAUAAUGGUGGCUGAAAUUCUCGAGUUCCUAUGCCUGCUGGUAUGGAACCUGAUACGCAUGGCCAGGGGAAGCUACGUCUCACCCGACGUGUCGGGGACCGGCGACAGAGCAAAGGUCGGUGAUGUCAAGAAAGUGGCGAUCCGACCAGACGGUGUGGAAAUUACCUACAUCGGAGACACCCGGGUCCCAAUGACGAAACCGAUCUAUUCUGCUGCCACAUAGGCAGCAGAAGAGCGUCUCGAAUGCAAAUAGUGAAUUAGAUAUCAAUUAUAUAUUUUCAUCUUACUGCAUUCAAAUUUAGCCGGAAAUCUUUGAAUGGACUGGUGCAAGGUCCGCGCCAUCAGCCAUUUUUGGUGAUUUUCAUUUCAAGAGUUUGUAUGUAGUGUGUGGCUGUGUGCAUUGUGCAAUUGUGUCUAUUACAUUCUGUAUUAGAUCUGUAUUGCAUAUACUUAAAUUACCAGCUGAGCUUGUCUCAGCUGAGUCAGUAAUGUAUCCCUAAUUCAACCUUGCGUAGGCGAUGGGCCCCUUCAGCCCCCUCUGAGGCGUAUAUGUCGUGGUCCCGUGAUCGCUGAAACGCUUUCACGUAGUCGAUUAGCAGUGGCAAGGACAUGUAACGUUUAUUUCGCACGCAGCCAUUGGCCGCUUCAUAGUGCUUUACGGUACAGUGCCUUACUUGUCAGUCGAUUUUAUUACCGGAAUGUUAAUGUCAGGUACUAUGAACUCUUUGUUCAAGUGCGCGCACAAUUAUUUCUCUGCAUGACUGUGUAGUGUAUAAUUCUGUAUAUGCCUUGUUGGGCAGUUAAAACCAUAUGCAAGUCAGAGUGGUCGUUUAACCACAUUCGGUUGUGCGUAUUUCGCCGUACAUGUCGCGUGUUAUACAACCACCUGAAUCAUUUAUGUAGAAAUAACCUUAUCCGACCUCAUGCUACAGUUUGGCCGCAUUGCGAGCAAUUUACGAUUAACGGAAAUGAAAUAUGUAAAUAUACAUAUGAAUAUAUAAGCAUAUAAACAUACAAAAUAUAUUAAGGCCAGCCCUCGCUUGGCUGGACCGCACCAUUUUUGAUAGUCGAGUUCAACGUCGUAUAAGAGGUCGAGUUAUGUCGGCUUUAUCGACGGAAGCCAACAGUGACAUCCAGAACGUUUUGCUUGUCAUUUCUGUUGCAAGUUUCAUCUGCUAUAUUGUUGCGGCAUGGAUGAAUUAUUGCCUCUGGAACAUGUAUGUUUACUCCCGGUAUCUGUUGAUGAAUUUGUGGUGUGAAUAAAUUUCAGUAUUCAUGUAAAAA
Messenger RNA from Amphibalanus amphitrite, 3632 nucleotides. RefSeq lists its product as uncharacterized. Lineage: Eukaryota; Metazoa; Arthropoda; Thecostraca; Balanomorpha; Balanidae. The transcript has 10 exons. The record is from RefSeq and is a predicted model, not a curated record. Bases 13 to 2571 code for a protein of 852 amino acids. Gene Ontology annotation, cellular component: membrane. Gene Ontology annotation, molecular function: ligand-gated sodium channel activity. Gene Ontology annotation, biological process: sodium ion transmembrane transport.